GGCGGCCCGCGGCGGGCGGGGAAGGCGCGGGGCGUGGUUUGCAGCUUUCCGAGAUCCAAGGAGCGGAGCGCUCUGUGCUGCGCCCCGAGCCUUCCGCUGGACUGAAAAAGGGAGCGGGAGACCGAGCAAAAAAGGCGAUCGAGGGAGCAAGGCAAGGGGGGCGCGGACCUGGGCCGGCCCCAGCCCGCGUCCUCACUCCUCGCGAAGGCCGGCAGCGGUUCAUUUCUUUAACUGAUAUGGACAUGGUGUAAUCUCCACUGAAUCAAAGGAUGGCAUCCAGUCCUGUGCUUCCCACUGAAGAUGAACAGGUUUCCUUGGGCAUCGAUGAUCUCCAUAUUUCACUGCAAGCUGAACAGGAAGACACUCAGAAGAAAACUUUCACCUGCUGGAUAAACUCACAGUUGGCAAAGCACACUCCUCCCUCGGUGAUAUCAGACCUAUUCACAGACAUUAAGAAGGGGCACGUCCUCCUGGACCUGCUAGAAGUACUCUCAGGACAAGAGUUGCCUCGAGAUAAAGGAUCUAAUACAUUCCAGUGUAGAAUCAAUAUAGAAUAUGCCCUGACAUUCCUAAAAAACCGAUCAAUCAAGCUGAUAAAUAUUCAUGUUGCUGAUAUUAUAGAUGGAAACCCAUCCAUUAUUCUUGGCCUAAUUUGGACAAUUAUAUUGCACUUUCAUAUUGAGGAGCUUGCCCGGACUCUCUCUUGCAAUUAUAGUCAACCUUCCCUUGACGAUGUGAGUGUGGUUGAGUCAUCUCCUACCUCAAGUCCUCCAGCUAAGAAAUGCUCCAAAGCCCAAAAAAGAUGGCAGAUGUCUGCAAAGAAGGCUCUUCUCUUGUGGGUUCAGGAGCAAUGUGCCAUGUGUGAAUCUGUCAAUGUGACAGAUUUUAAGUCAAGCUGGAGAAAUGGGAUAGCUUUUUUGGCUGUCAUUCAUGCGUUGCGACCAGACCUAAUUGACAUGAAGAGUGUGAAGCACAGAUCCAACAAAGACAAUCUGAAAGAAGCCUUCAGAAUUGCAGAACAAGAGUUAAAAAUCCCCAUGUUGUUGGAACCAGAAGAUGUGGAUGUUGUUAAUCCUGAUGAAAAAUCAAUCAUGACCUACGUGGCACAAUUUCUGCAGUACUCAAAGGCUGCACCUCGGAUUAGAGAGAAGACUCAGGUAAAGAUGAAAGAUGCUAUGGUCUGGUUAACUCUACAAGAGAAAAAACUACAGAAGAUGCUAAAGGAUUCAGAAAAUGAGACCUAUUGUAAAAAGUAUGAAAGCCUGCUGUCCUUUUUGGAAUUAUUCAAUGAAGAAAAAAAAUCCUUUUUGGAUAUCCUUUCAACAAAAGGGAAUCUGGAUGAGCUGAAUGAAGAUGAGUUACAGUUGAGAGAAGCCUGGGAUGGCCUCACCUACCAGAUUAAUAUGUGGCAAACAAAGCUGAACGAUGACUUGCCCUCACCCCUCCAUCAAGUUGAAGCUUGGCUCCAGGAGGUAGAAGAGCUUAUGGAUGAAGAUUUGCCAGCCUCCCAGGAUAACUGUGAAGCCAUAGCUCUAAUGCAAGAGAAAAUGGCUUUAUUCAAGAGUCUGAUGGACAAAUUUGACUGUCAUUUGAAUACUCUCCUGGUAUUUGAAAAUAGAGAUGAAAAACAUUUGCCAUUGGUACCACCUUAUAAAUUGGAGGAAAUGAAAAGACGAAUCAACAACAUUUCGGGAAAAAAAUUCAUUCCACUUCUACAAUUUCAUUACUAUAAGUAUUCAGUCCUUGGUUUACUAGAUGAAGUGAAAUCAAAAUUAGAUGUUUGGAACGUAAAAUAUGGGAGCAAAGAAUCUGUGGAAUUAUUGAUGGAAGACUGGCGUAAAUUUAUUGAAGAAAAAGAGUUCCUCGCUCAACUUGAAACAUCUUUUCAAAAAUGUGAAGAAAUUCAUAAGAAUUUGGAUGGAGAAUAUCAGAGUAUUAGUGAACAAUAUAUGAUGCUGGAAGAUAAUAUUUCUGUGUAUAGGAAAAGCAUAUAUAAUGUGAAGUCCACUCUACAAAAAGUUCUGACAUGUUGGGCUACUUAUAUAGAAAAUCUUCGCUUACUAAAGGCUUGUUUUGAGGAGACAAAGAAGGAACAGAUUAAAGAGAUUCCCUUUGAGACACUAUCCCAGUGGAAUCUAGAACAUACUACUUUAAAUGAAGUGGGAAAUUUCUUAAUUCAAGUCAGCAAUGAUGAAGUUGGAUCAUCUAUUUCUAAAGAACUGAGAAGGUUGAACAAAAGAUGGAGAAAGUUUAUCCCCAAAACUCAGCUGGAAAUGAAGCUGCCACUUAUAAAAAUACAGAACCAGCCCAUUCUUGACAAUUCUGGAAAUAUUCAGCUAUCUAAAGAAGAAAAAGUAACUGUUGAUUUUUCAACAGAUAUGUCAGUAGAACUUCCUGAAAAUCACAAUCAGAAUAUAAAGGCUGAGGAAGAACAUGAAAAAGAAAAUGGAAAAUCUGCACGGCAACUAAAUGUGGCUGAAGAGAUUGAAAAACUCAUUGGACAAGUGGAAAUCUGGGAGGCAGAAAUCAAAUCUGUUUCGGAUCUUCUGAGACAUCAAGGUGAUAUAGAUACCUCAAUGGAAGAAUCUCUACAGCAUCUUAUUGCCAAAGGCUCUAUGUAUGAAGAGCUUGUGUCCAGAAUGGAAGACACUUUACAAAUGGAUGUACAAAAUAUUUCAAGCCAGGAGUCCCUCCAACAUGUUCUCAAAGCUGGACUUCAGGCAAAGAUUCAAGAAGCUAAAGAGAGAAUCCAGAUCAACAUGAUAAACUUAGUUGCAAUGUUGAAGAACUCAACUGAUGUUUCACCAGACCUGGAUGUCAGGCGGAAGGUGGAAGAAUCACUGAAGGAACUGGAAUCAUACAUUACAAGGGCUGAGGAGUUACUUGGCCAAAGAGAGAGCCAGAGUGGACUCAUUUCAAAAUAUAAGGAAGCCCUAUUAAUUUUUAAUUCUAAAAGUCUGGCCAAGUAUUUGAAAGCUGUUGAAGAACUGAAAAAGAAUGUAACUGAGAAUGUAAAACUGUCUUUGGAAGAAAAGAGUAGAGAUGUCUGUGCUAAGUGGGAGUCUCUUCAACAUGAAAUGUCUUUGUAUAUUCAACAACUAAAAAUAGACAUUGAAAAAGGAAAACUUAGUGACAGUAUUUCAAGACUCGAAAAACAAAUAAAUAAAGAGAAGAAACUAAUUCGCAGAGGAAAGACCAAGGGUCUCAUCAAGGAACAUGAGGCCUGCUUUUCUGAGGAAGGCAGUCUAUACCAGCUUGAUCACCACAUGGUUGUCCUGCGGGAGCUGUGUGAAGAGCUGACUUCGCAGAAGAGUCAACAGGAAGUGAGGAGAGUGCUCAGGGAUUAUGAACAAAAGAUAGAAAGACUUCGGAAAUGUGCUUCUGAGAUUCACAUGGCACUGCAGCCCACGGGAGGCACGUCGAAAAACAAGGGGUCCGUGAACACAUCUGAGAAUGGAGGGAGGAAUGCCCACAGUGAGGCGCCAUCUGCAAGAUCAGAUAAUCAGCCAUCAACUGAAAAGGCAAUGGAGUCGAUUAAAAAAUUGAGUCUGGAAUCAGAGUUAAAGCCUCAACAGGAAGAAAAUACGGAGAAGUUUGAAAAGGAUCACAAUGCAUCUAUGAAUAGUUUACUAGAGAGGUAUGAAAUACACAGAGAAACUCUUGAACUACACCUGCAAAACAACAAAUUCAGAAUUACUGCUGAUUUCCCAAGUGACAAGGAAAGAAGUAGUGCUUGUCUGCAGGAAAAACUGACAGAUCUACAGGUCUUAAAAAAUGAAACUGAUGCUUGCUGGAAAGAGUUCGAAAUCACGUCACUGAGGUUAGAAGAGCUUGAGAGUGACAUAAAGAAGCCUUUUAUAAUUAAAGUAAGAGACAGACUAAAGGAAAAAGAGAGCGAGUUUCAGAUGACUCUUAAUAACAGAAUGGAGUCUUUAGAGGCCGCAUUGCAGAUUGUGUUACCUGUGGAGAAGGAAUCGCUUCUUCUCUGUGGCUCAGACCUGCUUCUUCUCCAUGAAGUAGCUGUUCAGGAAUUUCAUCUCACUGAUGCUGAUGGCAUUUACCAAAACCUGAGGGAUAUCCAAGAUUCCAUAGCAAAACAGAUCGAAAUCUGUAACAAUUUGGAGCAGUCGGGCAACUUUGCAUUAAAGGAAUUACACCCACUUGAACUACAUGCAACACAGAACAUUAUACUACAACACAGAGGACAACUCGAAGAGAUGAACCACAGGGUCCAGAGGAGUAAAGAUGCGCUCAGGGCCCUGGAAGAUUUUUUGGCUUCUCUGAGAGCAGCCGAACUCUCCGUUGAGCUUGUUACAGACCUUUCAGCCUCAGGUUCACAGGUGGUACCAGAAAAUACUUUGACUGUAAAAUAUAACGAGGGAGAAAUUUAUCUGAUGAAAGAUAAGGCCAGACAUUUGGAUAAACGUUUGAAGAUGCUUGACAUAAGCUUUAAAGAUGCCGAACAGGGUGAAGAUACUUCCUGUGAAAAACUUCUCGAUGCUUUAUCCAAAAACCUAUUUGAGACACGCGGCUAUGGCGGACAGGAGGAACUCACUGAAGAAGACAGAUUACUGGAGGCUUGUAUUUUCAAAAAUAGUGAACUCUUGAAAAAUAUUCAAGAUGUGCACAAUCAGAUCAGUAAAAUUGGUCUUAAGGAUCCGACUGUCCCAGCUGUAAAACAACGGAAAAAAUCAUUAAUCAGACUGGAUAAGGAGCUAGAUGAAUAUGAAGAAGAGAAGAAACACUUGCAAGAAAUGGCUAAUUCUCUUCCACAAUUCAAAGAUGGCAGAGAAAAAGCUCUGAAUCAACAGUGCCAAAAUACAGCACUCUUGUGGGAGAACACAAAAGCUUCGGUCACUGAAUGCCUUGACCAAUGUGAAAGAGUUUUGGAGCUCCUAAAACAAUACCAGAAUUUUAAAAGUGUCUUGACAACUUUGAUUCAAAAAGAAGAGAAUGUCAUCUCCCUUCAGUCUUCGUACAUGGGAAAGGAGAACCUGAAGAAAAGGAUAGCAGAGAUUGAAAUUGUCAAAGAAGAAUUUAAUGAACAUUUAGAAGUUGUAGACAAGAUUAACCAGAUCUGCAAAAAUCUACAAUUUCAUCUAAAUAAAAUGAGAACCUUUGAAGAACCUCCUUUUGAGAAAGAGGCUAAUAUUAUUGUGGAUAGAUGGCUUGAUAUAAAUGAGAAGACAGAAGACUACUAUGAAAAUCUUGGCCGAGCUCUGGCAUUAUGGGACAAACUUUUUAAUUUAAGGGAUGCAAUUUAUGAAUGGACUGAAAAGGUCCUUCGAAAAAUGGAGUUGCAUCAGCUGACUGAAGAAGAAAGAGAAAAACUGAAGGAAGAGUUACAAGUUUAUGAACAGAAACCUUCAGAAUUUUCAAAAAGAGUGGCUAAAAUACAGUUUCUGCUUCAAAGCAGUGAAAUACCUCUUGAACUACAGGUCAUGGAGACCUCUAUUUUGAAUAAGAUAGAGGAUGUAAAAAUGCGUUUAACAGGAGAACCCAGUUGCUCUGCACUCAGUGGCAGCACCGCUGAGCUAAGGGAGGACCUGGAUCAAGCCAAGACCCAGAUUGGGAUGACUGAGUCCCUCUUGAAAGCCCUGUCUCCUUCCGACAGCUUGGAGAUCUUUACCAAACUAGAGGAGAUACAACAGCAAAUUCUACAGCAAAAACACAGUAUGAUAUUACUUGAGAAUCAAAUAGGUUGUCUGACUCCUGAACUUUCUGAAUUAAAAAAGCAAUAUGAAAGUGUCAGCGAUUUAUUUAAUACCAAAAAAAGUGUUUUGCAAGAUCACUUUUCUAAGUUAUUGAAUGAUCAGUGUAAAAACUUUAAUGAUUGGUUCAACAGCAUUAAAAUGAACCUUAAGGAAUGUUUUGAAUCAUCAGAAACAAAAACGAGUAUGGAACAAAAGCUACAAAAACUUUCUGAUUUUUUGACUCUUGAAGAAAGAGGCAGUAAAAUACAGCAGGUGGAAACUGUACUGAAUCAUGUGAAGAAACAUCUGCCCAAAGCACAUGUUAAGGAGCUUAACAGUUGGAUUGUAAGUCAAGAAAUUGAAUUAGAAAAAAUGGAGUCCGUAUGCCAGCUGCGAGCAAAGGAGCUUGGUGACUACGUGCAGCAGCUACUGAGACUACAGGAUGACCAUAGAAAUUUGAGUACGUGGUUGACUAAUCAAGAAGACAAAUGGAAAGAAAUCGAAGAGUCAAAAGAGAAAACCGAGCUAGUUUGCCAGACUCUAGCUAGGAAGAGGGAACAAUUUGAAUCUGCGGCCCAGUUGAACAACUCUUUAAAGGAAUAUGGGCUUACUGAAGAAGAAGAAAUAAUAGCGGAAUCAACACGUUUGAUUGAUAGAUACCAGGCAUUAUUGAGACAAAUAUGUGAAAUUGAAGAAGAGGAUAAAUUACCUCCUGCCGAGGACCAGAGCUUUAAUGACCUUGUACAUGAUGUAAUUCAUUGGAUAACAGGGAUUAAAGAGUCCCUUAUGGUUUUGAAUUCAUCUGAAGGUCACAUGCCACUUGAGGAAAGAAUCCAAAAAAUAAAGGAAAUCAUUUUACUAAAGCCUGAAGGGGACGCUAAAAUACAGAUGAUCAUGAGUCAGGCUGAGACCAGCAAGGUUCCUUUGGUUUCAAAGACCGUUACUGAUAUUGAGAACCAGUGGGUCAACACACUCCAUUUAGCCAACACAUAUCUAAGCCAUCAAGAAAAGCUUGUACUAGAAGGAGAGAAGUAUUUGCAAAGUAAGGAGGACCUGAGAUUAAUGCUCACAGAACUAAAGAAGAAACAAGAAGCGGGCUUUGCUCUGCAGCAUGGUUUGCAGGAGAAGAAAACUCAGUUAAAAAUUUAUAAGAAAUUCCUCCAGAAAGCACAAGAUUUGACAUCCUUGCUAAAGGAGUUAAAAUCUCAAGGAAAUUACCUCUUAGAAUGCACUAAAAAUCCCAACUUCAGUGAAGAGCCUUGGCUGGAAAUAAAGCAUCUACAUGAAAGUCUUCUUCAGCAACUAGAGGAUUCUGUGCAAAAAUUGGAAGGUCAUGUUCAAGAACACCACACAUACCAGGUUUGCAUCACAGACCUGCAUACUGAAUUGGACAAUUUCUCCAAGGAAUUUGUUAGUUUUUCUGACAAGCCUGUGGAUCAAACAGCAGUUGAGGAAAAACUACAGGAACUGCAGGAGCUAGAAAAUAGACUUCAUUUACAAGAUGGCACAUUAGAGAAGAUUUUAGGUUUAGCAAAAUCCAUCAAGCAGAAUACAUCUUCAGUGGGACAGAAGAUUAUUAAAGAUGAUAUAAAAUCACUUAAGCAUAAACAAAAAGAUUUGGAAAACAGACUUGAAUCUGCUAAGCAGGAGAUGGAAAAUUAUCUCAACAGCAUUCUCAAAUCAAAAUGCUCAACAGAAAAGAAAGGAGAGUUUACUCUGCCAGGCAGAGAGAAGCAGAUCACUUCUGAUAUGCAGGAGUCCACUCAGGACUCAGCUGCAGUGGAAAAGUUGGAGGAAGACUGGGAAAUAAACAAGAAUUCAGCUGUGGAAAUGGUUUUGUCAAAACAACUUUCUCUCAAUGUUCAAGAAAGCAUGAAAAACACUGAAGAUGAGCAGAAAGUCAAUGAGCUGCAAAAUCAACCUUUAGAAUUAGAUGUUACGUUAAGAAAUGAACAAUUAAAAGAGAUAGAGGAAUUAUAUAGCCAAUUGGAAGCAAAGAAGGCAGCCAUUGAACCAGUAGAACAAACUGAAUAUUUCAACAAAACAGAAACAAGUGCCUUGGCUCUCCACAGUACAAGGAAUUCAGUGCAGCACUUGGACAAUCUGCUUCAGGCACUUAUUACUUUGAAGAAAAAUAAAGAAAGCCAAUAUUGUCUCCUUAAAGAUUUUCAGGAACACUUUGCUGCAGUUGAAUCCUCGAUGAAAGCCUUGUUGACAGAAAAAGAGAGUCUAAAAGUGGGACCACUGGACAAUGCAACCUAUCUGGCCAAAAUUCAGAAAUUGCUGGCAUCAAUAGAAAAAGCAAAAGAUUCUUUAAGCAAGAUGAAAAUUGAAUGGGAAAAUUUAUCAAACUGUCUGACUGACAUGGAUAAGAAGUUGUUAGAAAGCCAGAUCAGGCAACUUGAACAUGGGUGGGAACAAGUGGAACAACUGGUUCAAAAGAAGUAUUCUCAGCAAGUGGUGGAACAUGAGGAAUUUACAUUUCUCAUGAGUAAAAUCCAAGACCUUGACAUUUCUCUGCAGCAGCAGCAGCAGUGUCUCCGGUUAAGGCUGAGCUCGCCAGAACAGGAAGGGACACAAAGUAUGGUUGCUUUGGUCACUGAACUCCAGACUCUCAAGCACAGGUUGUCUGUUUUAAAGGGGCAAGCUGAACUCCAGAUGAAGAGGAUUUGGGGAGAAAAAGAAAAGAAGAUUUUGGAAGAUGCAAUAAAUAAUUUGCAGAAGCAAUUGGAAGCAUUGGAGCCAUUAAACAGAGAGCUGGAAAAUCAGAUCAAGAAGUGUGAAGUGAGAAACAAGGUGAAAGAGACAAUCUUAUGGGUCAAGAACCUUUUAGGUGAACUCGUUCCUACCAUUUCCCUUCUCCCAGAUGACAUUCUUUCUCAGAUCAGAAAAUGCAAAGUGAUGCACGAUGGCAUCCUGGGUAAGCAGCAGGCUGUGGAGUCACUGGUUGAAGAGGUCAAAAAUAACAUUACUAACCUUACAGCACAUGAGAGUGAUGAUUUAAAUAACCUCCUACAGGACUUACAAAGUCAAUGCCAAAUGCUAGUUUUAAAAUCGACUCAAAGGUCCCAGCUGUUAGAAUUUAAAUUGGAAGAAAGAAGCAGACUUGUUGCAGCAAUUGAGAAGGUUCAGCUUUCUCUCCAAGGAAGUGAAACAUUGACGAUUCCCAAAAUGGGAACACCCUCCACAGAAGCUGAACUAGAACAUCAGCGUGUCACUUUGAUGACUUCUCAGAAGGAACUGCAAGAAAUUGAGAGCAUAAUCUCAGCACAUCUUCAGGAACUAACAAACAUUUGUAAGGAUCUAAAUGUGUUUGAAAGAUUAUUUCUGGAUGAUCAAUUGAAAAACCUUAAGACGAGAGCCAACAGAACACAAAGAUUCAUUCAGAAUAAAUGUAAUGAAGUAGAACACAAGAUAAAUUUUUCCAGAAAAGUCCAUGAACAAACAUCUGUGCUUCAGAAGGAACUUGAUAACAUACAGCACAAUGAACUGCUGCUAAAGCAAGAAGUAAAUCAGGAUGUUAAAGAAGAGUUCUGUAGUCUUAAAGACCGACUCACUGGUAUUCAAUCUAGUAUCUUACAGAUAAUGAAACUUAAAGAAGUAUUUGACGAUAUAGGACUGAAUUGGGAUUGUUCCCAGCUUGACCAGUUACGGUCCCAAGCAAUUGAAAAAGAAAAGGAACUCGAAGAAAAAAUUAAGAAGUUGGACACAUUUAUGAUAGAAUAUGGCAAAUAUCAAGCAUCACUAAGUAAACUGAGGGCAAUGGAUUUGCAAAUUAAGAAAAGGGCUGAAGGAGUACUAACAGCCUCUAAUACUUCACCAGAAAGCCGUCUACUCAGUGCUCAAAUUUUGAAUCAGAGAAUCGAGAAAGCCAUGUGCUUAUAUCAUGAAAUAGUAAAGAAAUUAAGUGAAAAUAAGGCCUUUGGUGACUUGUUCAAAGAGAAAGAAAUACUACAAAUAAAGCCAUAUGCAGAAGAAAAUGAUGAGUUACACAAAGCUCUCCAAAACAUAGCACUAGAAUCCCAACCAAAAGAAAUAGAUGAAAAGAAUUUUCAGGACAAACUAGAAAAUUCCUUACAUGUUUUGAACCAGAUAAAAUCUCAGUUACAACAGCCUUUACUUAUAAAUUUGAAAAUCGAACAUAUUCAACGUGAAAUGGAUAAUUGCGAAGCAUUUCAAGAACAAGUUCAGGCGGAAAUGUAUAGCAUUAAAGCUGUAACUGUUACUGAGAAGCAAAGAGCAGAAAACUCUUCUGAAGCUAGUGAUGUGGAGACAAAAUUGCGUGACAUUGAACAUCUUUAUAUGCAGCUUAAUACAAGCAUCGACUUGCGCACAAAUGUCUUGAAUGAUGCUUAUGAAAAUAUGACACACUACAAUGAGGCCGUCACCAGGGCGAUGGGGAUCAUCACUGCCCUUGAAGCCAUCGUUGCAUACCAUAGGGUAGACCUGGAUAAUCCAGAAGAAUCACUGGAGAUGCCUCGCUGGAAACGAGAGGAAUUGGAAUCCUCAAUAGCAGACAUCCAGGACCUCACCGAGAAAUUGGAGAGCAUAGCCAGCCCUGAGGCCAAACUGCAGCUUCAGUAUACUUUACAAGAGAUAAUUUCUAAGAACUCAGCCCUGAUGGAGGCAGCCACAGUAAAGGAAGCUGAAAUGCAAAGGUGUCUCGAGAAUUACAAAUGCUAUAGAAAAAUUAAAGAGAAAAUUGGCAGUGACCUCAUCCAUAUGGAGACAGUUCUCGGGAUGUCCAUGUCCCCAUUGCCAGUGUCUUACAAAGAAGCUUUAGAAUGCUUGGAACAGAGCAAGGCCUUAGUGUCAAAUCUUGUAUCAACCAAAGAAGAAUUAAUGAAACUACGACAGUCCCUCAGAUAUCUGAGACCCAGGUGCACAGAUAAUAAUGGCAUAUGUUUGCUCAGAACCAUGUCAGCUCUGUGGGAGAAAUGGCUGAGUUUGCUGGAAGCUGCUAAAGAAUGGAAGAUGUGGUGUGAAGAACUGAAGCAGGAGUGGAAAUUUGUCAGUGAAGAAAUUGAACGAGAAGCAAUUAUUUUAGAUAAUCUUCAAGAAGAACUCCCUGAAAUUUCCAAAACAAAAGAAGCAGCCAGCACAGAGGAACUCUCUGAGCUACUAGACUGUUUAAGCCAAUAUGAAGAGAAUGUGGAGAAGCAGCAGCUGUUACUGGCCCUGCUUCUUCAGCGCAUUAAAAGCAUCCAGAAUGCUCCCGAAAGCUCAACGGCUGUGGAAACUGUUCCCGCAUUUCAAGAGAUGACAUCUAUGCGAGAACGAUGUGAUAAUCUUUUCCAGAAAGCUCAAAAAAGUAAGGAAUUGAUACAGAAUGAAAUCCAAGAAAGACAUUCUUUCGCAAAAGAAAUAAUUACUUUGAAGAAUCUAUUUCAACAGACCACAGCUUCUCUCCAAAAUAUGCAAUUACAAGACCACCCAGAAAAGGCAGAACAGUUUGAGGAGCUUCAAAGCAUUUUUAAGAAAGGGAAGCUAACUUUUGAAAAUAUUAUGGAAAAACUCCGAAUCAAGUAUUCUGAAAUGUACACCAUAGUUCCCGCAGAGAUUGAAUCCCAGGCGGAAGAAUGCAGAAAAGCUUUAGAAGACGUAGAUGAGAAGAUUAGCAAUGAAGUCUUGAAAAGUUCACCAUCAUAUGCAAUGGCUAGAAAAAUAGAUGAAAUUAACAAUGGGCUUCAUAAUGUUGAGAAGAUGUUGCAGCAGAAAAGCAAAAAUAUUGAGAAAGCUCAAGAAAUUCAAAAGAAAAUGUGGGAUGAGCUAGACUUCUGGCAUUCUAAGCUAAAUGAGCUGGAUUCUGAAGUUCAGGACGUUGUCGAACAGGAUCCAGGACAGGCUCAAGAAUGGAUGGAUAACUUGAUGGUUCCUUUCCAGCAGUAUCAACAAGUAUCGCAGAGAGCAGAAUCGAGAACUUCACAGCUAAAUAAGGCCACAAUCAAGAUGGAGGAAUACCAUGAUCUGUUGAAGAAUACUGAAGCUUGGAUAGAAAAUACCAGUCGUUUGCUGGCUAAUCCUGCUGACCAUGACUCUUCGAAGACACUGAGUCACCACGCUAGCACCCUUCAGAUGGCUUUGGAAGAUUCAGAACAGAAGCACAAUCUUUUACAUUCAAUUUUCACUGAUCUAGAAGACUUGUCAGUAAUUUUUGAAACAGAUGAUUUAGCACAGUCCAUACAAGAGUUAAGUCGUCAAGUAGCAGCUUUACAACAAAAUAUCAUGGAGAGCCUGCCACAGAUUCAGCGAAUGGCUGAUGAUGUGGUUGCUAUUGAAAAUGAAGUAAAAUCAAUGGAGAAAAGAGUUUCAAAAAUCAAAGCUAUCCUAUUGUCAAAAGAAAUAUUUGAUUUUUCACCCGAAGAACAUCUUAAGCAUGGGGAGGUCCUGCUUGAAAAUAUACAUCCUAUGAAGAAAACCAUUGCAGAAAUAAUGUCUUACCAAGUAGAACUGAGGUUACCCCAGACAGGAAUGAAACCUCUGCCUGUGUUUCAGCGGACAAAUCAGCUUUUACAAGAAAUAAAACUUUUGGAAAAUGUGACCCAGGAACAAAAUGAGUUAUUAAAGAUAGUCAUAAAACAGACAAAUGAAUGCGACGAGGAAAUAGAAAAUUUGAAACAGAUCUUAAAUAAUUAUUCAGUUGCAUUCUCCUGUGAACAUAUGUCACCAGACCAAGCUGCUGACCUGCCACAAGUACAGGUANAAAUUGAAGGUAUUGGAAAGCAGAUGAUGAGUGUGAACCAGAAAAAAGAAGACCUGCUGGUGAACUUAAAGGCUGCCAUAUUAAAACUUCACCAGCAUUUACAGCAAGAACAGCAUGAAGUAGAAAAAGAAAUGCUGCCAGUUGGAGCGUCAGAAGAGGACGCAGUGGCUGAGAGGGACGUUUCUGAGUGGAAGUUGAACAGAAGAGACUCCAUGCCUUUCUUGCCAGCAGUCAGGGAAGAGGUGGAAGAGAGCUCUCUGAAGAGUGAAAAAGGAGAUAAGAAAGCAGAGCCAUCUUCUGUGUCUUGGUCUUCACUCUGGAAGCAUGACAGGGACACGGAGGAAGAUAGAGCAUCUUCGUCCUCUGGAACAAUCAUUCAGGAGGCAACUGGGAAAAUAAGCUUAUGUGAUAGUUCCAUGGCACAAAUUCUUGCACCAGGGUCGCAAAGCACUGAGCAAGGCCCAGAAUUCUCCCUGAGUCCCAACCAAACAGAAGAGGGUGCCACACUUCCUAUCAAGGCUGUAGCUCUGGGCUUUUCUGACGAGCAAGGAGCUUUUGAGGCCACGGUGGAGAAACCUAGCCCCGAGCCUGCAGAAGUCCUCCAUGUCUGCAAGACCCAGGUGGCCGAGCUGGAGCUGUGGCUACACCAAGCCAACGUGGCAUUCGAGCCGGAAACUUUAAAUGCAGACAUGCAGCAAGUGGUGGAACAGCAGCUGGUAGGGUGCCAGGCUAUGCUAACAGAGAUCGAGCACAAGGUCGCCUCUCUAUUAGAGAACUGCAGAGAUCAGGGCUUGGGAGAUAGUGGAGCCACCCAACAGGAGGCCGAAGCACUUUCCUUGAAACUGAAAACUGUGAAGUGCAACUUGGAAAAAGUCCAGCUAAUGCUUCAAGAGAAAUACAGUGAGGACCAGCAUUCUACCCUGCUAAGGAAACCUUCAAAGCGUCAAAAAGUUCUCCAAACAGAUAACCUUUCUGAAUUUAAAUCUGUUGUAAUGGAAAGGCCACAAUUCAUCAGACAAAAAGAUUUUCAGCAACAGCAGGUUCUAGAGUUGAAACCAAUGGAACAGAAAGAUUUAAUCAAAUUCAUAGAAUUUAAUGCUAAGAAAAUGUGGCCCGAGUAUUGCCAGCAUGAUAAAGAUACAACUCAGAUAUCAUCUGUGAGCAGUGAGGCAUCUAGCCUUGAAAAUGAUGCCCCAGAAUCAGUCUUAUCAACUCAGAGCCAAAGCGGAGAUAAAUGGCAAUAUUUAGAUCAUGAACUCUCGUCAAAAAUAAAGCUGCCUCUUCCUCAGCUUGUGGAGCCUCAGGUUGCCACAGAUGUGAGUAUUCUGCCUAGUGUGAGCGUGUAUAACUUUAGAUACCCCACAACUGAAGAACUGAAAACAUAUACUGCCCAACUUGAAGACCUGCGUCAAGAAGCAAAUAAUCUUCAGACACAGGAAAAUGUGACAGAAGACACAUACAUAAAUUUGGAUAAAAAAUUAUUUGAACUAUUUCUAACCCUCAGUCACUGCCUUGGCAGUGUGGAGGAGAUGCUGCAGACACCCGGCCUCUUCAGAGGGGAUAUUUGUGCCCAACAGAUGCACUACGAGACACUGGCUCUUGAGCUGAAAAAACUUUCCUUAGCUAUGAGUGACAAGAAGGAUAAUCUUUUGAAAGCCAUGACUUGGCCUGGCAAGAACACCAAUUUGUUCCCUGAAUGUUUUGAUAACCUCCAAGUUUACCUGGAGCACACACAGGCUACAGCUGCGUCUAGAAGCAAGUCUCUGAAAGCUGGCCUUGACUACAACCGCAGUUACCAGAAUGAAAUAAAGCGACUAUAUGAUCAACUUAUUAAGAAUAAAACAUCUUUACAGCAGUCUUUGAAUGAAAUUAGUGGCCAGAGUAUUGAAGAACAGCUUCAGAAAGCAGACGCACAUACAGUAGAACUGCAGAACUCUGAGGGUCAAGUGGCAAAACUAAGAGCCGAAGGGGAGAGGCUUCAUUUACCUUAUGCUUUACUCCAAGAGGUUUACAAAUUAGAGGAUGUACUGGACAGUAUGUGGGGUAUCCUGAGAACCAGGUACUCAGAACUCUGCAGCCCUUCCAUCACUGAGAGCCAGCAAGAUGCUUUGUUGCAAGGCAUGGUGGAACUAGUGAAGAUUGGCAAGGAAAAGCUUACUCGUGACCACUUACAACAAACCAAAAGUAAAGUGGCCUUACAGGCACAAAUACAAAAUCACAAGCUUUUUUUCCAGAAGCUUGUUGCUGACAUGCUAUUGAUCCAGACAUUCUCCAACAAAAUGCUUCCUUCUUUGUUACAAAAGAAAGAGUCAUUUUGGGCAGAACAAGCAAAAGAAGUUAAAUUACUAGAAGAAAAGUCACACCAAUGCGGAAUAAAGCUACAGAGUUUGUUGCAGAAAUGGGAAGAAUUUGAUGAAAACUAUGCAUCUCUUGAGAAGGACCUGGAGAUUCUUAUAUCUACAUUGCCCUCUGUGAGUUUGGUGGAGGAGACGGAAGAAAGAUUAGUGGAAAGAAUUUCAUUUUACCAGCAAAUAAAAAGAAACAUUGAUGAGAAGCAUGCCCGGCUUUACCAGACUCUGAAUGAAGGCAAACAGCUGGUGGGAUCCGUGAACUGUCCUGAACUAGAGGGCCAGAUUGCAAAACUAGAAGAGCAGUGGUUGUCCCUAAACAAAAAAAUUGACCAUGAACUACACAGACUACAAACGCUUCUCAGGCAUCUGCUCAGUUAUAACAGAGAUUCGGAUCAGUUAACCAAGUGGUUGGAAUCUUCCCAGCAAACUCUGAACUACUGGAAAGAACAGUCCCUCAAUGUGUCUCAGGACUUGGAUACAAUCAGAAGCAACAUAGACAAUUUUUUUGAGUUUUCAAAGGAACUUGAUGAAAAAUCCUCCUUGAAGACUGCGGUCCUAAGUACUGGGAACCAACUUCUUCACCUGAAAGAAGCUGAUACAGCUACACUGAGAGCUUCUUUAGCACAGUUUGAACAGCAGUGGACAAUACUUAUAACUCAACUUCCAGAUAUUCAAGAGAAACUUCACCAGCUUCAGAUGGAGAAAUUGCCAUCUCGUAAAGCAAUCACAGAGAUGAUUAGCUGGAUGAACAACGUGGAACAUAAAACCACAAAUGAAGACUCUGAACUUUCACUGAGUUCUGCAUCUCAAGUUAAAAAUCUCCUUCAGAAAUACAAGGAGCUUAGAAUGGAAAUGGACUAUAAACAAUGGAUAGUUGACUUUGUUAACCAGUCAUUACUUCAGUUAAGCACCUGUGAUGUAGAAAGUAAGCGCUAUGAAAGGACGGAGUUUGCAGAGCACCUGGGAGAGAUGAACCGCCAAUGGCACCGGGUACAUGGAACACUGAAUAGAAAGAUACAACAUUUAGAACAACUUUUGGAAAGUAUCACUGAGAAUGAAAACAAAAUACAGAUUUUGAACAACUGGAUGGAGGCACAAGAAGAGAGACUGAAAACUUUACAAAAACCUGAAAGUGUUAUCUCGGUGCAGAAGAUGCUCCUGGAUUGUCAGGAUAUAGAAAAUCAACUUGCAGUUAAAUCCAAAGCACUAGAUGAGUUGAGACAAAGUUACCUGACUUUGGAGAGUGGGACAAUGCCAUUGUUAGAAGAGACAGCAUCCAGAAUCGAUGGGUUAUUUCAAAAGAGGAGCAGUGUUGUCAACCAGGUCAAUGAGUUCAAAACCUCCAUGCAGUUCGUUUUACAGGAGUGGAAGAUUUAUGAUAAACUCUAUGACGAUGUAAAUAUGAUGACAAUUCGAUUCUGUUACUGCGUGGAACACAGCAAGCCUGUAGUUUUAUCACUGGAGGCCUUGAGAUGCCAGGUGCAGAACCUUCAGUCUCUUCAAGACGAAGCUGAGAGCAGUGAAGGGAGUUGGCAGAAACUCCAGGAAGUUAUUGGAAGACUCAAAGGUUACUGCCCCUCAGUUGCUGAAAUAAUCGAAGAGAAAUGCCAAGAUACUCACAUAAGAUGGACCCAGGUAAACCAGGACAUUGCAGACCAGUCGCGGAAGGCCCAGAGUCUGCUGCAGCUCUGGAAGGCCCACACCAGUGCUCACACGGAAGCUGUAGCAAGGCUAGAGCAGCAGGAAGCGAAGUACCGACAGCUCGCGAAUAUCAACAUGUCUGGAGACAACCUGGAAGAGAUCCUGACCUCGGCCUUGCGGGACAUAAAGGAGCUUCAGCAUGAUGUGCAGAAGACAAUAGAAGCCUUUCUCCAAAAUUCCACUUUGCUAGAUCGACUCCCACAACCCACAGAGUCCGACACCCAUGUGCUUCUCUCUGGUCAACAGCAUUCGCUCCAGAGAGCUUCUUACUUGGAAAAGAUGCUGCUUGUGAAAGCAAAUGAAUUUGAGUUUGUCCUAUCGCAAUUCAAGGAUUUUGGAGACCAAUUGGACUCGUUAAAAGGUCUUAUUAUGCGUGAAGAAGAGAAUUUGGAUAAACUCUACCAGCAAGAAAAAGAAGGAAAUCCUGAGUCAUUCCUGAAUCAUGUGCUGGCACUGACAGCCCAAUCCCCUGACGUUGAACAUCUGAAUGAAAUAAGCCUCAAGCUCCCACUUAGUGACAUAGCUGUGAAGACAUUGCAAAAUAUGAACCGGCAAUGGAUUCGGGCUACGGCAACAGCACUGGAACGCUGCAGUGAGCUUCAGGAAAUCAGAUUAAAUGAAAAGUUUCUUUAUUGCUGUGAAAAGUGGGUCCAGCUUUUGGAGAAGAUAGAAGAGAUACUCAAGGAGAAUAUUGCUGACGGCCUUCCAGCUCUCCUGGAACAGCAGAAAACAUAUGAGAUGUUAGAAGCUGAAGUUUCUAUAAACCAGACAGUUGCUGAUUCCUAUGUCAACCAGUCCUUACAACUCUUGGACACAACAGAAAUAGAGAAGAGACCGGAAUUUGUUUCAAAGUUCACGAAGCUGAAGGACCAGUGGCAGAACGCCACCCAGGGCAUUCGGCAGAGGAAGAGAGAGGUCGAUGGGCUGGUGAGGCAGUGGCAGUACUUCACCACCUCCGAGGAAGACUUGCAUCGCUUCCUCGCCGACGCCAGCCACGUGCUGUCUGCAGUGAAGAGCCAGGAUUGCUACAGCCUCUGCCAGACCCAAAGUCUGAUCCAUGAGCUGAAGGUAGGGCAUGCACAGUCACAGUGUGAGAUGGUAGGGUGGUCAUUAUUUAGAAGAUGUUCAUUCACCUCAAGUUUUGUGUUUAUUGCAAUGUCAUGGUUCAAAUGGCCUGUCUGCAAUGGGGAAGCCACCUGGACGCAGGAACUAGAGAAGUCUUUGGCUAACUGGACUCAGAACUUCAAAGAACUUCACACUAUGAAGACCGACUUAACUCAGCACAUUCUUGUGGAGGAUGUGAUGGUUUUGAAGGAGCAAAUAGAGCAUUUGCACAGACAAUGGGAGGACCUCUGCUUAAGAGUAAGUCAGUUAACUGCAGGGCACGGCUGUUGUGGAGACUGCAUGGAAGAAAUAAACUUGUUCAGUGAAAGCAAGUUACAAUUAAAGCAGAUGGGCGACCAGUUGAUCAAGGCCAGCAGCAAGACAAGAGCAGCUGAGAUCGAUGACAAGCUCAACAAAAUUAACGACCGCUGGCAGCAUCUUUUUGAUGUCAUCGGAUCAAGGGUGAAGAAGCUGAAGGAGACCUUUGCUUUCAUUCAGCAGCUAGACAAAAACAUGAGCAACCUCCGCACCUGGUUGGCUCGAAUCGAGUCAGAGCUUUCGAAGCCCGUUGUUUAUGACGUCUGUGAUGAUCAAGAGAUCCAGAAGAGGCUCGCCGAGCAGCAGGAUCUGCAGCGAGACAUUGAACAACACAGCGCCGGGGUGGAGUCUGUGUUUAACAUCUGCGAUGUCCUACUGCACGACUCUGAUGCCUGUGCCAAUGAGACGGAAUGCGACUCCAUCCAGCAGACCACCAGAAGCCUGGACAGACGCUGGAGGAACAUUUGUGCCAUGUCGAUAGAGCGGCGAAUGAAAAUUGAGGAGACGUGGCGCUUGUGGCAGAAGUUUUUAGACGAUUACUCCCGCUUUGAGGACUGGCUCAAGUCAGCUGAGAGGACAGCGGCCUGCCCAAACUCCUCAGAGGUGUUGUACACAAAUGCAAAAGAAGAGCUGAAGAGGUUUGAGGCCUUUCAGCGGCAGAUCCACGAGAGGCUCACCCAGCUGGAGCUCAUCAACAAGCAGUACCGGCGGCUGGCCCGGGAGAACCGCACCGACACGGCCAGCAGGCUGAAGCAGAUGGUCCACGAGGGCAACCAGCACUGGGACAACCUCCAGAAGCGGGUCACGGCCAUCCUGCGGAGGCUCCGGCAUUUCACCAAUCAAAGGGAGGAAUUUGAGGGGACCAGGGAGAGCAUUCUGGUGUGGCUCACAGAGAUGGACCUGCAGCUGACCAACGUGGAGCACUUCUCUGAGAGCGACGCCGACGACAAGAUGCGCCAGCUGAACGGUUUCCAACAGGAAAUUACAUUAAACACCAACAAGAUUGAUCAGCUCAUUGUGUUUGGGGAGCAGCUGAUUCAGAAGAGCGAGCCCCUAGAUGCUGUGCUGAUUGAGGACGAGUUGGAGGAACUCCACCGGUACUGCCAGGAAGUGUUUGGCAGGGUCUCCCGAUUCUACCAGCGGCUCACCUCCCACGCUCCGGGCUUGGAAGAUGAAAAGGAGGCCUCUGAGAAUGAAACGGACGUGGAAGACCCCAGAGAGAUCCAGACUGACUCUUGGCGUAAAAGGAGAGAGAUGGAGGAGCCCUCGUCUCCUCAGUCCCUUUGUCAUCUGGUGCCUCCGGCACCGGGGCCCGAGCGGUCAGGCUGCGAGACCCCUGUCAGCGUGGACUCCAUCCCCCUGGAGUGGGAUCACACGGGCGAUGUGGGGGGCUCCUCCUCUCACGAAGACGACGAGGAGGGUCCAUACUACAGUGCCCUCUCAGAUGUAGAAAUCCCUGAAAAUCCUGAGGCAUAUCUUAAAAUGACCACAAAAACUUUGAAAGCGUCUUCUGGUAAAUCCAUUUCCGAGGGUCACUCUUGGCAUGUUCCUGACAGUCCUUCCUGCCCCAAGCAUCGCUACAAACAAAUGGGAGGGGAUAGGAAUGCACCACCCAUCCCCUCAGAUUCCAGCACCCCUUAUAAACCAGCCUGUGUAAAGCUGCCGUUAUCUCCAGGCACCGAUGGUGGCAAAGAAGGCCCAAGAGUCCUGAAUGGCAGCCCACAGCAGGAGGACGAAGGACUGGCCGCCGUCACCGGGCAACAGCCAGGUGCCUUUGACAGAUGGGAGCUGGUUCAAGCACAAGAACUUCACAAGAAACUCAGAAUAAAACAAAACUUGCAGCAGCUGAACUCUGAUAUCAGCGACAUCACCACCUGGCUGAAGAAAACUGAAGCAGAGCUAGAAACGUUAAAGACGGCAAAGCCUCCCUCCAAUAUCCAGGAGAUGGAACUCAGAGUGAAGAGGCUGAAGGAGAUACUAAAGGCCUUUGACACCUACAAGGCGUUAGUGGUCUCUGUCAACGUGAACAGCAAGGAAUUUGUGCAGACCGGGAGCACCGAGUCCAAAGAGCUCCAGGAGAGAGUCGGCCAGCUGAGGCUGCACUGGGACGCGGCGCAGGGCGCGGUGCAGAGCUGGAGAGAGAGCUUACGGCAGUCGCUCAUGCAGUGCCAGGACUUCCACCAGUUGAGUCAAAAUCUGCUACUGUGGCUAGCGAGCGCCGAGAGCCGGAGGCAGAAGGCUCAUGUCACUGACCCAAAGGCAGACUCCCAGGUGCUCCUGGAACGUCGGGAAGAACUAAUGCAACUGGAAAAGGACCUACUGGAACGUCAGCCUCAAAUAAACUCCUUACAAGAGAUUUCAGAGAGCCUUCUUAUCAAGGGGCACGGAGAAGACUAUAUUGAGGCUGAAGAGAAGGUACACGUUAUUGAGAAGAAACUCAAACAGUUACUUGAGCAAGUGUCCCAAGACUUAACGUCUUUGCAGGGCAGCCAGAGCCCAGACCCAUCUCUGCCCGGCUUGGAUGAGGUAGAUGCUGGAGACCAGCCUCCAGCAGCAUCCGUGCCAGCUUCCCACGCGAAGGUUGGAGCAGAGAGGACAACAAAAGGCGAGAAUAAGACCGACAGCAGGGCGCCUGGCUCCGCAGACCCAGGCAGCUCGAGGCCACAGCGCUCCUUCCUCUCCCGGGUGAUCAGAGCGGCGCUGCCCCUCCAGCUGCUGCUCCUGCUGCUGCUGCUGCUGGCCUGCCUGCUGCCCUCCUCCGAAGAAGACUACAGCUGCACUCAGGCCAACAACUUCGCAAGGUCCUUCUACCCCAUGCUGAGGUACACCAAUGGGCCACCCCCCACUUAGAGGGCUCGGCCCGGCUGGCAGCACCACUCACCAGCCUGUUUACGGGUGCCUGCGUCAUGGCCCCAGAGCGACCUGUGACUGCUAGCACUGGCACGGUCCAGGGACCUGCUAGGACACCUCCCUCAGAGCUGGGCCAGAGGGCUCUCUCGGGACCCAGGGCAGCUUUCAUACGAUGUUCUCCCAGGGCAGGGAACCUGGGCAGUCAUUGCCCAGGACAGUUUGGCAGAGCUAGUUGGCUGGUUUUAGGAUCUUUGGAAACUGCAGUUUCCUGAAGAGCCAAGCACUUUGUGAAUUCUGAUUUAUUUGUAGAACAACAUUAUUAAAAUGUAGCUAAUAUGGUUAAUGAACAGUAGUGUUCAUCACAUAGUAUAUAUUCUAGAAACAAGCAAGCAGAUUCCGCCUUAGAAAUGGUUCAGAAACUCACAUGCACCCUUGGCUGAUUGAUUAAAGCAAUCAUAUUUUAAAUGUUUAGACUUAUUCCAAUCUUGAGCUACAGGUUAUAAACCAAAAUGUUCUGUUCAGUAUUUAGGUCUGCUCUUUUAUAUUGCUUUAAAUUUUUUAAGAAAUCAUUUGCAUGGAUGUGGUUAUUUGUGCAUAUUUUUAACAAUGCUGAAUCUGUAUGAAUAAUGUAAACUUUGAUUUUUUAAAGAAAAUCAGAUUUUAGCUCGAGCUUUUGACUCAUGUACAGUAAAUGCCAAACUACGUACUUGAUAAGGACAUUUUUGUAAGUUAAUUUUAUAAGACUUUUCAUAGCUAAAGUGAUGCUUCAGGUUUUUAACUGGCCAGAGUGGGGUGUUGAUACAGAUGCCUGAAGCUGUUUGUCAUAUGUACAACUCAGAUGUUUCCCAUUAAAACAAAAAAUUGCUAUA
Pteropus alecto (black flying fox) is the source of this 21589-nucleotide messenger RNA. It is a transcript of the gene SYNE2, whose product is annotated as spectrin repeat containing nuclear envelope protein 2. NCBI's taxonomy places the organism in Eukaryota, Metazoa, Chordata, Mammalia, Chiroptera, Pteropodidae. The record is from RefSeq and is a predicted model, not a curated record. The transcript is spliced from 113 exons. Gene Ontology annotation, cellular component: membrane. The coding region runs from base 270 to 20720 and encodes 6816 amino acids. Gene Ontology annotation, molecular function: protein binding.